Molecule: messenger RNA, 3220 nt
Organism: Ostrinia nubilalis (European corn borer)
Lineage: Eukaryota; Metazoa; Arthropoda; Insecta; Lepidoptera; Crambidae
Product: protein DENND6A
Exons: 1
Coding region: 196-1881 (561 amino acids)
Cellular component (GO): recycling endosome
Molecular function (GO): guanyl-nucleotide exchange factor activity
Source: RefSeq, a predicted model, not a curated record
CGGGCGCGGCCAUGUUUGACAGAACAGCUGUUAGGGCUUGCGUGCUCUUGGUUGUUUUUAUUACAAUACAAUGACAAAAAUGUUUCCUAGCAUAGUUUUUCAGUGUAAAUAGUAUUUACUCUGUGAGAAAUAGUGCUGAGAAUACGUGCGAUGUUAAGAAUUGCAUUUGGAAUGAGUUAACGGCAGUCUAGAGUCAUGGCUUGUGGAGUGCAGAAUUACGACGAUAUUCCCGUUCUCACUGAAGACGAAGACUUUCAAGCGAAAUGGAGCAAGUUCUCGGAUUGGUUGCAUUGUAUUUGUGUGGUUACAUUCGACCUGGAGCUGGGACAGGCGAUGGAGAGUGUGUAUCCACCAGGAGUUAAGUUGUCAGACCAAGAGAAGUGUAAUAUCUGUUAUCUAGCAUUCCCAGACUCUAAUUCGGGAUGCAUGGGGGACACGCAGUUCCACGUGCGGCUGCGGUCACGUACUCCGUUAUCGAAUCAACAACUUAUUUACAACGAAGACGCUGUUUCAACACUACGAGCGGACUCCACGCACUACUGGGGCUUCGUAUACUUCCGUCAGGUCAAGGACCCGUCUCUCCCUCGAGGCUAUUUCCAGAAAAGUAUAAUCUUACUUACAAGGCUUCCAUUUAUUAACCUUUUCUACAAAGUCAUUCAGUUGAUAGCACCAAAGCACUUUGAAGAAGGAGAGAGUAGUCUAGAAGCUGCUUGUCAUGAUAUAAACAGAUGGCCAAGGUUAGAUGCUGGCCAGAAUGUGUUGUUGCCAGUCUUAGGCUCAGUGUUCCAGUCUUAUAUCCCUAACCAUCAGACUGGUAAGAUAACCCGUUCAGACAUUGCUAAACAUGUACACUCGCCUAAUGUACCACAUAUAUUGGCAUCACUGCAGGAUGUUAAUGUGUUUGAUGCAUUGUCCAGUUUGAUAUCGCAUUUACAUUUGUUAUGGGAACUAGUUUUGACAGCAGAACCCAUUGUUGUAAUGGCCAGCUCACCAACAGAAUGUUCUGCUUUAGUUCAAGCUCUGACGUAUUUGAUACAGCCACUUCCAUACUCUGCUGAAUAUAGACCAUAUUUCACAAUACAUGAUAGUGAGUUCAAAGAGUUCACUAGAAAGCAAUACAACCCACCUUGUGUAAUUCUUGGUGUGACUAAUCCAUUUUUCACAAAAACAUUACAACAUUGGCCACAUACAAUCAAACUGGGUGAUUCAGCUUCAAUUAAAACCAAACUAAGAAAAGUUGGCAAUUUAAAAUUGUUAGACACAGCACCUGGAGUCUAUACUCAGUAUAAGCCAUUUUUAGAAAAGGACAAAACAAUUAUUAAGAAAUUACACAAUGGAAUAAGAACAGAGCGUCCCUCUGAAGUUCAGACAGCAAUGGUUAAACGUCACUUGCUAGAGUUGACUCAAAGUUUCAUGAUCCCUUUGGAGAGGUAUAUGGCAUCGUUGAUGCCAUUACAAAAGAACAUUUCGCCGUUCCGUGCGCCUCCUGUGCCAAAUCCAUUCAACCCUGAAGACUUCUUUGCAACUCUUCAACAGUCAGGGCCCCAACUUACUACUGGAAUCAAGGGCGACUGGAUAGGGUUGUACAGGAACUUCUUCAGGACACCAAACUUCAGUGCAUGGUUUCAUCAAAGACAUAGCAAUUUAACGAACAAACUUCAUGCAUUACAACUUGAAGCUUUAGCUGAAAGUGAUUUAAAGAAAUGGUCCAUUGGAAAGAAAGAAGUUGAGAUAGUUGAUAUGGUGCUCAAGCUCCGCGAAGUGCUAAAGAGCAAUCCUCCUGUAGCUGAUAAUACUAGGACUUUGUUAGCUAGACGUUUGGAAGAUCUGAAUUGUGUGUUGCCAGAAGACAUGAAGCUGAUAUUAAACGCAGCCUCGUGACGAACGCACUGCUGCGCCUCAAGGGGUUGCAGCGAUGACUGCAAAAUUCAAGUUAGAUAUAAUUGUAGAUCUAUUGCAUGUGUCUAGAAUAAAUGGCCAAAUUAAAGUGAGUUAAGUAGGCAAUGCCAAUAUCAUUCAUUAUGUUUGAAGUACUGAUACAUUUUCGGUACUACUACACAAAGAUCAUUCCUUUUAAAUUUGGUGUAUAAAAAUCUGUUUGUACUGAUAAAAUAACUUACGUUAAUGUUUGUUUGCCUAAAUAUAAUAUUUUAUCUUUUUUAGAGGGAAUGACUGCUGCUACAAAGAAUAAAAUUAAUACUCCUUGAUCGAAUUAAAAAUGUUACUGCUAGAUAAUUUAGAUAGUCGAUAUAUUGGUUAAUUCUAACUAUAUUGAUUCAUUCAUUAAGUUUUCAUUACUUUGUCAUCAUUGUCACUAAUUACCAAUCCAUCAGUUAACAUUAAGAGCAUAAUAAUAAAAUAGAAAUAAUAAAUAACGACAUAAAUAAGCUACCUGUAGGUAAAUUACAUAGGCACUUACUCAGUUAUUAUGUAAUCUAUUAAAUAGGUAGCUAUGAUAUUUUAGCAUAAUUUUAAUUAGGUAUGAAAUGAUUGUGUAAAGUUAAAGAGAUGGAAAUGUUAAUGUAAAAUUAUUUUUAUAUCUUAUGAAUUUAUUUUACAUACAAAAGUAUGUAGAAUCUCGACAGUCAAUUCAGCAUUUUACUGUCUUCUUCAUAAAGUAAUAAAAACUGUAACUCAUCUUGAACAUAUAAUUUUGUUAUAUUAUCCACAAAACUGUUAUAUCUAAUGCUUUCCUGCAAUUAAUCCAUCCACUUAUCACUCGAUGUAAUCUAAUUAUAAAUUAUAUGUUAAGUGUUUAUUACAUAAAUGACUUUAGUGAUAUGAAAUGUUAGAUUACAAUAACCUAUACAGACAGUAGUUAGGGCAAUAUAAUUGUUAAGUCUGUGUUGUUUGAUGAAAGUUUAUUUUUCUUAUGAUUUUUAUAAAGAUAAUUAUUUUAGCUGUGACCUUGUCAUUUGAAUAUGAGAACUGUUUGCUGUAGAUAAUUAUAUUUUUGCUGUUUAUCAUGUUUUACUUGAAUGGAUUUUGCUCAAUUUCACAAAAUAAUGCUGUAUCUUUUUCAAUUUGUUACAUCAUAUAACCAACACUACAUUAUGCCUUCCUUUGUACAAAUCGUAUUGAAUGAUGUCCAAUGUUUUUACUAGUAAGUCCUAAUUUUAUUUGUGUUGUGAAACUUGUGAAUAAAGAGCAUUGUACAAAUAUUUAGUAUACUGUAUGUAAUGUAACUGAAAUAAAAUAAACACUAUAAUUUUUCAAACAA